Aspergillus clavatus NRRL 1 is the source of this 1284-nucleotide messenger RNA. RefSeq names its product putative dimethylallyl tryptophan synthase. Gene Ontology annotation, molecular function: transferase activity, transferring alkyl or aryl (other than methyl) groups. Gene Ontology annotation, biological process: alkaloid metabolic process. The transcript has 2 exons. Lineage: Eukaryota; Fungi; Ascomycota; Eurotiomycetes; Eurotiales; Aspergillaceae. The record is from RefSeq and is a predicted model, not a curated record. Bases 1 to 1284 code for a protein of 427 amino acids.
AUGCCUCACCAAAACAGCCCCAACACGACCCUCGAGCCAUUCCAGCUCCUCAGCAAAGUCCUCACCUUCCCAAACGAGGACCAGCGCGACUGGUGGCACAGCACCGGACCCAUGCUAGCCAAAAUGCUCCGGGACGCGGGCUAUGACAUCCACGCCCAGUACGUGCACCUCUGCGUGCACCACAAAUGCAUCGUCCCGUAUCUGGGGCCGUAUCCGGCGAACGGCCAGGAGCGGUGGAUGAGCGUGCUCAGCCGGUUCGGUCUCCCGUAUGAACUGAGCCUGAAUUGCUCCAGGUCGGUUGUACGCUUCGCAUUCGAGCCCAUCGGGCCCCUGAGCGGGACCGAGCAGGAUCCCUUCAAUGCGCAUGUUAUCUGGGAGUGUCUUGACAUGCUUGCACGGUUGGAUCCGUCGAUCGACCUCCAGUGGUUUACGCAGUUCAAGGAGGAUCUGGUGCUGGGUGAUGACGAGGCGAGGUUUGUCCGAGAACGCGGCCUGGAUCGGGGCCAGGUGUGCACGCAGAAUAAGCUCGGCCUAGAUCUGGACGGGAGCAGGUUCGAGGUCAAGAUGUAUAUGUAUCCGUACCUGAAGUCAGUGGCGACGGGCGUCCCGAUCGAUCAGUUGAUGUUCGACUCGGUCCGGAAGGUGGACCGGGGUCAGAAGCUGGCUGGCCCAUUAUCCAUCCUGGAAGAGUACAUCAAGUCUCACAGGAAUAAGACGCUGUCCACGCGCCUGAUCUCCUGCGACCUGGUCGAUCCGAGCCAGUCACGUAUCAAGAUAUACGUGGCGGAGGAGUCGGUGGACUGGGAGCAUCUCGAGGACAUCUGGACCCUGGGACACCGACGUCGGAAUCCCGUCGCCAUGAGGGGGCUGGAGCAACUUCGGGAGCUCUGGGAUCUGAUCAACAUCCCCGAAGGGCCUUCGCACUUCCGAGAUGGAUACCUGAAUCUUGGAUCCGAGGUCGAUGAACGACUUCCCCUGCUAGCCAACUUUACUCUCUCGCCAAAAGAGCGAUACCCGGCUCCUCAAAUCUACUUCCAUACGUUUGGUAUGAGCGAUGCAGCGGUUGCAGAUGCCGUCGCCACGUUCUGUGCCCGAAGAGGUUGGACGGAAAUGGCCGAAUCAUACAAGGCGAAUCUAUUCUCAUAUUACCCAGAUGGAGAUGUCAAUGAAAUGAACUAUCUCCAGUCAUUGAUAUCCUUCUCAUAUCGAAACGAGAAAGCCUAUUUGAGCGUAUAUCUGCAUACUUUUGAGACAGGUGGUUAUAGAAAGUCUUGGAAAUUGUGA